This is a messenger RNA of Austrofundulus limnaeus, 2366 nucleotides long. RefSeq names its product vitronectin a (gene vtna). Gene Ontology annotation, molecular function: integrin binding; extracellular matrix binding; polysaccharide binding. The transcript has 9 exons. Gene Ontology annotation, biological process: immune response; cell-matrix adhesion; cell adhesion mediated by integrin. Bases 89 to 1831 code for a protein of 580 amino acids. The record is from RefSeq and is a predicted model, not a curated record. Lineage: Eukaryota; Metazoa; Chordata; Actinopteri; Cyprinodontiformes; Rivulidae.
UCUCGCCUCCGGAGCCACUCCUGCCUCUCUGCAGCCGGCUGACAUAAUCCGGAACAGUGAGUCUGUCUGAGCUGAACAUGAAGGACAGAUGUCGGCGGAGCCUGAACAGGAAGAGGAGCAGAGAAAGGAGCAUCUACCGGCGGAGACAACAGGAUGUUUACGGGCUCCGUUUGUUGUCCACACACAGAAUGAGUCAGUCAGCAGAAACAACAUGAGGCUGUUCAUCGUCUUGCUGCUCGCUCUCGUCUCUGAGGCCUCAGACGAGUCGUGUUUGAACCGGUGUGAAAACGGUUUCGACUCUCAGAGGACGUGCCAGUGUGAUUCCAUGUGUAAAUACUACAAAAGCUGCUGCUCGGACUAUGAGACCGUCUGUGGGAAGACGACACGUGGCGACACGUUUGUGUUUGCCGAAGAUGAUGAUUACGACUUGCCUGAAAGCACCACUCCUCCUGGACCUUCAGUUGUCUCACCUUCACAGCCUCCUGUCCCAGACUUCAGCCGCAGACUGGCUCCACCUCCAGAGACCAGCCUGCAGAUGACCAAACCCCCACGACUAAUGAAUCCCAGAGUCACAAAUGCCCCACACACAGUUGCACCCAAAAGUGACCCCUCUCCUACAACGGAUGCUCCUCGGACUCAUGAAAUGGCUGAGACCACCACAGUCCCCAUCACAGCAGCCCCGGACCCGGAUGCUGAGGUCUGCGGCAUCAGACCUUUUGACUCCUUCAUGCAGCUGAAAAAUGGUUCCAUCUACGCCUUCAGAGGGAAGUACUUCUUCGAGCUGGACCAGAACUCGGUGCUUCCUGGUUAUCCAAAGCUCAUAGAGGACGUGUGGGGCAUCACCGGUCCCAUUGAUGCUGCGUUCACUCGCAUCAACUGCCAGGGGAAGACCUAUAUCUUUAAGGGGGACAAGUACUGGAGGUUCAACAACGGUGUGCUGGAAGAUGACUACCCUCGAGAAAUCAGCGUUGGGUUUGAGAAGAUCCCUGAUCACGUAGAUGCAGCGUUCGCCCUGCCGGCGCACAGUCACCACGGGAAGGAGAAGGUCUACUUUUUCAAAGGCAACCAGUAUUACGUCUACGAAUUCUUGCAUCAGCCGUCCCACGAGGAGUGUGCCGCCAUGUCCGAGAGGUCUCCGUCCACGCUGUUCAGGCGCUACACGGAUCUAUACUACAGCAACUACGAGCGCUACUUCACUGAGCUCUACUCUGACUGGCCUCAGCAUCGAGACAAACACCACUUCAUUAACAGAGACUGGGUGGGCCUCCAGUCUCCGGUGGAUGCUGCCAUGGCCGGCAGAAUCUACGUUGCUCCCUGGAGGUCGGGGCGGUGGUCUGACUACCAGCCUGACCAGCAGUGGGGCCAACAGAACAGGUGGCAGAGGGGUCAGAGGAGGUGGAACCGGUCGCCCUCCUGGGGGUCCAUAGCCGAGCAGGGGAUGAACAUGGGUCAAGGGUUCGCUGAGAGAGGGAUGGAGAUGGGUAUGAGACUGGCAGAGAGGAGGAUGGAAAUGGAGGAGAGGCUCGGUCGGGAUUGGGACAGACGCCGGGACCAGGACUGGGAUCAGAGCAGACGUCGGGACCAGGACUGGGACCAGAGCAGGCGCUGGGAUCGCUACAAUCAGAACAACCGAGGCAACUACGACUCCAGAAAUGAGCGCUUCUUCCAGAGGGACAUGCCUAUACAGAGUGUUUACUUCUUCAAAGGAGAUAAAUACUACAGAGUGGACCUCAGGACGAAGAGAGUCGAUUCCGCCAUGCCGCCAUACCCCAGAUCCAUCGCCAAGUACUGGCUCGGCUGUUCAAACACAACCGGAGCAGAGAAGAAAUAGUUUUUGAUUUGUUUUGURUGUGUUCAAUGUGGUUACAGUACUUUGUAAAGAAUGAGUCUUUUUAUUUUUACUGAAACUUGUUCAGGUUAUAACUAGUUGCUCAACUUCAGCAAACAUGAGCAAUCAGUAAAAGUCCGUGCGGCCAAAGUUUAGCCAGUUUAUCUUGUGUCGUCAGCUGACUGACUUUAUCACCAAAUGGUUAAGAAAACCUCAGAGGCCUGACAGUAAAAAAAAAAAAAGUUGCAUAAGAAUCAUGUUUUCUACAGUUUAUAUAUCUACUAACUGUGCUUUUAAUUUCUUCUAAUAAGAAAAUAUUUUACACAGYGAGUAAUAAAAUAUGACAGAUUUUAUGGAGGUGCUCUGUCACAAAAAACAAUAACCUGCAGUCGUGUUUAUAAAUAUUAAAACCWAGUCCACUUUUCUGAGUUCCAGUUAAUAACUCAACAGUGUUUUAGUUCCUUUACUGGAGUCAGUAAAAACAUUGUAAUCAGUCAAAUAUUCAACAGCCUUUUUUUUUACUAAUCUUUCUAAAAGC